AUGACAAAUAGUAUUAAUUUAAAAGUUGAAUCAACAACUAUUAUACAAGAAUCGAAGACAUCAUCUCAACAAUGUCAAAUAUGUGGUGCACCAGCAUUAUUUAGUAACUAUGGAGUUAUAUCCUGUUCAUCAUGUAAAAUGUUUUUUAAACGAAAUGCAGAAUUAAAACAAGAUAGUUUUAUAUGUGAUUUUUCAAAUCAAUGUGAAAUAACUUUAUAUAGUCGACGUAUAUGUGCUGCUUGUCGACUUGCUAAAUGUUUUACAAAAGGAAUGCAAAUAGGACUUAUUCGAGGAUCAAGAACAAAAAAAAAUACAAAAAGAAAAAACAAAAAAAAUUCAAUAGAACCUGUAUUGUCAACAACAACAUCAUCUACUCUAAUGAUAACUAAUACAAACAGUCAGCCAUGUCAGUUAUCAAAUCAACUACAGUUAGAUCCACCAACAUUAUCUAUUGAACAAUGGAAUCUUAUUACGAAUCUAACUCAUACUUUUGAUGAAUAUAGUGGACUUACUACGGCUCUAAUUUUUAAAAAUCAACAAAAUUUACUUCCAUACAAAUUUCGUUUUAAACUCGGAUCUGUUAGUGAAUUUAUUAAAUUUAUUAUGACUAAUAUUCCACAAAUAAUUGAAAAAAAUCGAGAUUUUCGCUCAUUAUCUCUACAUGAUCGUUCAAUUUUACUUCGAAAUACUAUUAAAUAUUCUGAAUGUAUUGGUGCAACAUUUAUCUUACAUCAAUCUCAUCUUCUCGAUGAUCCAUAUUUUAAUCAAUCAAAUGAAUUUAUUUUUGGUUCAGAUGUUAUGUCAACUAUUAUACGAUUAAGUGAAACAUUUGAUUCUGAUGCUACAUUUGUUAAAUUAAUAUUUGCAAUUAUUGGAUUCUCAACAAUUGCAUACACAGUUUAUUCCGAUAAUAUAACGAGUAAUUUAAUUGAUAUUAAAGCAGUUUUACGUAUUCAAGAUAAAUAUGUCGAAUUAGCGUGGCAAUAUAUGGUUUUUAAAUAUAGUUAUGAACAAGCUGUGAUACGUUUUUGUCAAUUAAUAAAAUUUCUUUUUAAAGUCAAUUUUACAAUUGUAGAAUCAAGUAGAAUUGAAGAAUAUUCAAAUUUAAUUAGUUCAAUUAUUCAACAAACUGAACAGAAUCUUAUGCUCAAUAAUUAA
Messenger RNA from Adineta steineri, 1158 nucleotides. The record is from the annotation of a GenBank genome assembly. NCBI's taxonomy places the organism in Eukaryota, Metazoa, Rotifera, Eurotatoria, Adinetida, Adinetidae.